Messenger RNA from Mytilus californianus (California mussel), 6257 nucleotides. Its product is annotated as zinc finger protein 569-like. The record is from RefSeq and is a predicted model, not a curated record. Lineage: Eukaryota; Metazoa; Mollusca; Bivalvia; Mytilida; Mytilidae. The coding region runs from base 145 to 2823 and encodes 892 amino acids. The transcript is spliced from 5 exons.
UGGUUAAACAACCCCACAGGAGCUUUUGAGAUCAGCUCUUGAUGAUAACACAAGAAAAAUAAAAACGAAGAGAACAAAAUACGAACAAGACAAAUCGACUAAUACUUAAUAACAGCCAGAAUGACUCAACAGAAGUAAUAGGUCAUGGACACCUGUGACAUGGAGCCUGCAGAUUCAGACAGCCUACCUGGUUGUGACAUAAAGGAUGUAAUAAUGUCAACACACACCAAUGUUUCAUCGACAGACAACAUCGCCCAGGUUGAAGAAAAAAGUCUUAAAGACAUUCUGGCUAAAAUUGAAAAUCUGUGUAAUAUGUUAUUACCUGAAGACCAUCAAUACAUUCUUAUGACCACCAGUACAGUAAAGAAAACAUUGGAUUUUUGUGGAUCAGAGAAUGCAAUCAGUUUUAUUGAUAAAUAUAAAACCAUGGCUCAGGAUUUUGUUCUGCACUGUUACAGUGCUGUUUCUGGAGAGAAAGAUAAACCAGAGAACAUUACCGAAAUUAAGGCAGAAGUGAAUUCUAAGAUAUCUUUGGAUGAUGACAAUCAUGAUGAAGAAGAAGAAGCAUCUUGUGAUGUUAAUGAUGAAAUUGAUGUAGAAAAAUCAAUAGAGAAAAUCGUGAAAAUGCUCGUCACCAAGCAAAACAUGUCCAUUGAUAAUGUAUUAAGGGAAUUGGUUAAAUUGAAUGAUUCUUUAGAUGGUUUAACUGACAACCCUUCUGCUGAAAAAUGUAUUGCUACAGGGGACAUAACUCCUGAUAGACAGAAAAUAAAAGAUGGUCAUUGUGCCGAUAGUGACAAUGUCGAAAAUUUUGAGUCUACAGAAUAUACAGUCAAAAAUGAAUCUGAAGAUGAAGAUGAUUUUGGAGAAAUGGCUGAUGAUGAUAUUGAUGAAGAUGAUUUUGGAGAAACAGUUGAUGAUAUUGGAGACAAAGAUUAUGUUGAAUCUGAUGAGUCAAAAGGUAGUGAACCUACAGCUUCCAAAAGGAAAACAAGACGAAUGAGGUCAGAUAAAUCAGUUCAUGAAUUUAGAUGUGAAAAAUGUGGGCAUCAUUUUGCAACAGAAAAAUUUCUUCAAAACCAUUUAGAAGAACAUAUGGUUUUUGAUAAGCUGGAUGAUAAAAGUACUGAAUGCUCUGUUUGCCAGAAAACUUUCUGUGACAGAAAAAGUCUUAGGCGUCAUUACAGAACUCAUUCUAACUGUCAGCUUUAUGAAUGUCAGAUCUGUAGUAAAUCAUUUUCUCGUUCUGACUUGUACAAGAAUCACCUCAGUACUCACAAAGACCCAGAAUUUACAUGCACAAAUUGCAAUCGUCAUUAUCAUACAAAGCAAACACUGAAUAAACAUGCUAAGAACUGUAAUGACAUAUCUACAGAAAAUACUGAGGAGCAAGAAGACAGCAAUUACCCAAAAUUUACAUGCACAAAGUGCAAUCGUCAGUAUAAUUCAAAACAAACACUGACAAAACAUGCUAAAAACUGCAAUGAACUGUCUACAGAAAAUACUGAGGAGCAAGAAGACAGCAAAAAGUCAGUUAAAAAGAAAAGGGAGAGAAUCCUAUUAUACGGUGAAUGGCAAUGUUUAAAGUGUAACCUUAGAUUUACCUCGGAGUUGUUUCUUCAAAAUCAUUUGGAUGAACAUAAGCUUUUUGAUGACAUGGAUACUGAGGAAAAACAAUGUCCUGAAUGUAACAAAAUAUUUUCUGAUGCUAAAAAUUUGAAAAGGCAUUAUCGAACUCAUACAAAAUGCCAGUUGUAUGAAUGUCCAUUUUGUAGUAAAACUUUUAAUCGAACAGACACUUAUAAAAAUCAUCUGAAUUGUCAUGGAGAUCCCAAAUUUUCCUGCUCCCAAUGCAACAGGCAAUACCACACUCAGAGUGCACUGAACAAACAUACUAGAAAAUGUGGGUCAAGUCCGUACUCAGAAUGCAAAGAAUGUAAAAUUAUUUUUUCUAACCGAGAGAAUUAUGAAAUGCAUGUAUGUAAUUCUGAUGAUCCAGCUAAUUUUAUGAAGACUUACGAAUCAGCAAAAACAGAAGAUGGCAAACAUUGUUGUGGAAUUUGUAACAAGGUGUUUGAUAAGCGUAAAGGCCUUCUUAGACAUCGUAAACUUCAUUCAGAAGUGUUGUAUAGAGAUAAUGCUUGUGAAAUCUGCAAGAAAAAUUAUAAAUCAAAACAAAUUUUACAAAAGCACAUGAAAGCUGUUCAUUCAGAAACUCGAGAUUAUGUGUGUGAUCUGUGUGGGAAGAGUUUUAGUAGAUCAGACGGGUUGAAGCAGCAUUUGAAAACUCACAGUACAGAUGAUUCAAUUAAAGUUGAAUGUAGUCUCUGUGGAAAACUUCUUUCUUCUAGAACAGCUUUGAAUGUGCACAUGAGAAUUCAUCAAGAUGCAGAGCCAUACAUAUGUGAAGUAUGUGGCAAGUCCUUUAGGCAGCAGAGUAACUUAAGAAGUCACAAGUUAGUCCAUACAGAUGAAGCUAACUAUAAUUGUGACAAAUGUCCUAAAAAGUUAAAAUCACUUGCCCUCUGGAAAACUCACAUGAGAGCCCAUGCAGUAAAGGAAGGACUCAACGAUGAGAUCAUUCUAGCAAAGUUUGGCAAGUUUUACACAUGUGAGCUUUGUCAGAAAAAGGUGGCUACAGCUACUCAGUAUAAACAGCAUAUGCGGUCUCACUCUAAUGAAAGGCCAUAUUGUUGUGAUAUUUGUUCCAAGUACUUUAAAGAACGGUCAAAACUGAAACGCCAUUUACAUAACGUGCAUUCAGAGAGAAUGUAUGAGACAAAUAUGGUAAGCCUUCAACCAGUUUGUUUUCAUAACUAUUAAAAAAAAAAAGAAGGGUGAAAAUUCAAAAGGUAAAACUGAAAUGAUUGUGUGUGUAUGUAAUAAAAUCAGUAGUAUUCAAACUUUGUUUAGAAAUUUUUUUUUCUUAGAAAUGAAAUUUUUGAUUGUAGGAGUGAAUGGUCAAACAUGUAUGUCAAUGUGUGGUUUUUGGAAGUAGAGGCAUUGUGACCUGGUCUUUUUUUCCAGUUUGAACAUCAGUAGUGUUGUUCUUCCAAAGAUCUAUAGUUAAUGGAAAAGAAUCAAAAGAAUAAAAGAAACAUCAUAAAAGCAAACAAAUAGAUUAAUUUUGCCACAUAUACAUGUAAGGCCAAAAAAAAAUAUCAGUCUGUUUAGGGUUACCCGACAGUCCCUAAUUUGAAAUCCGUAAAUCACUGACCCUAAGACAUUUUGUUUCCAUAGUAAAGGGAGAGAUUAACUGAACUCGUCUCAAAAGCAUGAUUAAACAUCCCAAUGUUCACUAUCGUGCUUAUGAUAGCCGCUUUAAGGAAACUGGCAACUAGUGUGGUGAAAAAAUCACUUUGCCACCAUUUUAUUUCCAACAAAACCCAAGGGAAAUAAUCCAAUCAUCAAAAAUACGGGUUAAUUUGGCCCAUGGACAACUCGGGACCAUGGAAAAACAGACCACACAACUCAAAAUCAUGUUGCAAAAAAUAAAAUGAAAAAAAUGAAAUAAAAUGAAAAUACCGACCUGUCUACCCUAUUUUUUUGGAUGAUGUAACCCUAAACAGACAUAUAUUUUUUUUGGCCUAAGGACAUUAUAAUUAGUCAUGUUAGUAAAAAAGUUUAAAAAACUCAAUUUUUUUAAAUUAAACGAUAAUGCUAAAUCAUGUUACUUUGUAAAUAAACAUUUUUACAUUAUAGCCUUGCAUCUUAUAAUGUUAUCAUGCAUGUAAUAUGGAUAUUUUUCUCAUUUUUUAUACUGAGUGGUGUGAAAAUGUCUGUUCAUUUACAUGAAAACGCUUUGACUAAUGUUGUUUUCUGUGACUAAAUGAAGGUCAAGUGCAAUUUUCAUGAUUUUAGCUUUUCUCGUUCAGUUAUAGCCCUUUCCCAAGAAUUCAAUUUUUGAUGAAUUAAUCCAUUUCUGUACAAAGGGAAAUAACUCAUUUUUUUAAAAAAAUUUAAAAGACAUUGUAUUAAUGAUAAAUGACAUUUUGGAUUUUUUUUUCUUUUCUUUGGUAAAUUGUUUGAAGAAUUUUGUGGUAGGUUUGUUUGUUAUCCUGUAUAAACUAAUUUUCUGAAGGCUAUAUAUAUAAUUUUUAUUUUAUGAUGUAAACUCCUUUAUUUAGAUAAUAAUCUAUUUUUAUUAAAGGAUAUUUUUCAUUACAUUACAUUGUGUAAUAGAUAAGUUGCAGAUCUAUAUUAGUUUGUGACAAAUGAAAGAAAAAUAUUUGGAACUAUUAAUUAUAUUUGAUUAUAAUUUGAAAAUAGAUAUACAUUGUGUUACAUCACAUCUAAUUUUAGAGAACUAUUUUUAGUGAAAUCAUAUCUAAUGUUAGAGUACUAUGUUAAACCAUAUUUCUGUUCAAAGGGAAAUAACUCAAACUUAUUCCACGAACCAGUAAUGAUAACAUCAAAAUUUCUUAAUAUUUUUUUAAGUCGUGUGUUAUGAAGGUAGAUGUCACAGUUGUUAUGUGGUAUUUUAUUUUUGUUAUGCAGGUUAAUGUUUAAUUUUUACAUGAUCCUGUUUGGGGUUCAGAUUUGCAAAUAUCAUUUUCAUUAUUAAUUAGAUAAUAAUCUAUUAUAAAUAUUCAAUCACAAUCCAAAUUCAGAGGUGUUUUAAGCUUAAAUGUUGUGUCCAUACUUGCUCAACUGUCAGGGUUUGACCACUGCAGGAAAAUCUGGUUUUCUGUCACUCGACAGCCUCUUGUUAUAAAACAAGGUGUUGAUCCAUGCAUGUAGGUUUGGUAAAUGCUUAAAAAUAGCCAUGAAAAUGCACAAAAUACUGAUGUGGUUCACUAUGUGCAUUUUUUGGAUUACAAUGAUAUCUCUUAACACGCAAAAGUCUGUCAAAUUUGUUUAGAAAGAUACAUUUGUAUUUGGGAAUGCAAAGCAGUUAGUUAAUGGACCCUAUCAGUAAGUUUACUGAUAAAGAUGAAGAAAGAUCAGUUUCUGUCUGACAGGUUACAAAAUUAUAGCAUGAUGUAAAUGUAUUUUAAAAGAAUAUUCAUUUGUACCCCCUAGAAAUUAGUUUCUUUAUAUUCAAUUGCAUGUUUUGAUCGUUUAUAUCUUUUUGCAUGCAUCUUUCUUGAUUUAUAACUUUUAGUCCAUCUAAAAAUAUAUUUUUUAUUUAGGGUAUGUAUUUAGACUAAAUAGAAUAAGUAUACAUAAUUAAGUAGAUAGGUUUUUGUUGUCAGUGCUCUGGCACUUUCAGUUUUUCAUUUAAUUCAGAUUUUCAGAACCUUAUGUAAGAAAUCUGCUAUUCAGAUCAACACUAAAUAUCAGCUUUGUUAAACAGUUUGAAAAUGAAAAAAAACUGGUCUUCCAAGUGCUUUAGUUUGUUUCCACUUAUCAGUUGAUUUGAAUGGAGUUUAUGAGGAAGUGUAGCUGUGACAAUAUAUCUAUUAAAAUGGAAAACAAAUGUCAUAGGAAAUAUUUGUAAGCCCUGAAUUCUUUGCAUAUUGAAUUAAAUGUUUUAUUGGUUUCAUUUCUUAGUUGUAUCCAAUUUAUAAACAUGUAUAUGAAAGAGAAGCUUAACCAUAUAACCUGUCAUGUUAAUCAUUACGCGAGAUGAUGACCUCAAAACCAGGCAAUUGUGAUAUUUUUAUGCAAUUGUUCUUUGAAGGCACAGAGUAAGAAACCUAAAAUCCUAUAUAUUUGAAAAUAAAUUUGAGUACUCUAUUUGAUCAGUUCUAUUAGUUUCAUAUGAUUGUGAGUAGAAUUAUAAUUAUAACUUUUAUAAAUAAUCAUGAUUUUCAAAUAAGAGAAUCAAAAAAGUGAUUGAAUCUUUUUAAUUUUUCUUUGCUAUAAAUUGCAUAUAUAAGAUAUUUUAUUGCUCGCUGAAAUUUCUAAAAUAACGCUAAUAUUUGAAAAUUACUGUAUAUGAAAUUAUUAAAAAGGUUUAACAAUCUUCAAGACUUCCGCCUGAAUUAGUAGUACAAAUAGUUUUGAUAUAAAAUAGAUAUUUAUUUUUGUGCCAUUAGUUUUCUCAUAACAUUCAUUUUAAUAAGGUUCAGAUCAUUGGCAGCUAUCAGCUAAUAGGACAUGUCCUUUUUACAUUUCCGUAAUUCAUUUAACUGAGCAAAGCUGUGUCAUAUUGUUCUUUGACAUUAAAUGUUUUGUAAACAGAAAAUUAUUUGGAACGAAUAUAGCAUAUUUUGCUAGAACCAACUUUGUAUCACUAUCUGAAUUAUGUCAAUUUUUAUAAGAUAGUGUUAUUUAUGAAGAAUUUUUAAUAUCAAUAAACAAUAAAGACUUAA